Carica papaya (papaya) is the source of this 2239-nucleotide messenger RNA. Its product is annotated as reticulon-like protein B17. The record is from RefSeq and is a predicted model, not a curated record. NCBI's taxonomy places the organism in Eukaryota, Viridiplantae, Streptophyta, Magnoliopsida, Brassicales, Caricaceae.
CCCUCGCAUCACAAGACCUUCAAUCAAACCUCACAAUUUCUUUUUUUCCCCCUUCAGAUUUCAGAAGCAUAUGUACCCUUUUUCAACAUCCCUAGAAUCCUCUCAAAUCUUUGUAAUUUCUUGCGCAGUUAAGACAUUCCCUGAUCUUCGCUCUCAGUCCAGCCUCCAAGCCACUCACUUUGAGACCAUAAAUGGAUUCAACCCCACCACCUGCUCACCGAUCAAACCCCAACUCUCAAACCAAAUCAGCCUCACGCCUCGCGAGAAUUACUUACUCAGUUAUUGCUCCCAACAAAGAAUUCCCAAAUCUCUCUCUCGACCUUGUAUCUUCAUCUCCCAAGAACACCCCAUCACCCUCAGCUUCUUCUCUUCCUCUUCAAGAACUCCUCCUUCUGUCUCCUUCUCCCUUACGAAAAUCAAGGACCCGCCUCGCGGAUAGGCUUGACAUGGCUGCAGAUGAGGCUGUGGAUCAUGCUGGGUCGGCACGCAGGAGGUGCAAAAACAGGGGAACCCAAAUGGCUCUUAUGGGUUGUGCCUCGCCGAGGAAUAAUAGGAGGUCGAGGAGAAGAUCUGAGCUGGAGGUGAGGGAAGACAGAGAAUUGGGUGUUGCGGAAGAGAUUAGAAAGGUAAGGAAGAGGCGACAAAGUGUACGGUCUAAGAAAGAAAAGCUCAGUUUAGUCGUUUCAGUACCUUCUUCAAGCUCAUCCCCAAAAGUUGAUGAUGCUAAUCGAGGUAAUCUAGAUGAGAUCGGGGAACUGAUUUAUGAUUUGGUUAUGUGGAGAGAUGUAGCCAAGUCAAGCCUCUGGUUUGGUUUUGGCUGUUUAUCUUUCUUGUCUUCUUGCUUCACCAGAGGGAUUAACUUUAGCAUAUUUUCGGUGGUCUCCCAACUUGGACUUCUGUUUCUGGGUGCAUCAUUCUUUUCCAACUCUUUCUGCCAAAGAAAAAGUGAGGAAAAGAGGAGUGAGUUUAAGCUGAGAGAAGAUGAUAUAUUGAGAAUGGCUAGGCCAAUACUUCCAGCAACAAAUCUUGCUAUCUCAAAGACAAGAGAUCUCUUCUCAGGAGAACCAUCUACGACCCUCAAAGUAAUUCCAUUUCUUCUUCUAGGAGCUGAGUAUGGCCACCUUAUUACACUUUGGAGAUUGUGCGCAUUUGGGUUUUUCCUAAGUUUCACUAUCCCAAAGCUGUACUCAUGCUACUCAAGUGUAGUAAACCAAAAAGUUGAGAGCAUGAAAAAAAGGAUAAUGGAAACAUGGGGAGGAUGCUCUCACAAGAAGAUUGUAGCUGCAUCAGCAGUCACUGCUUUUUGGAAUCUGUCCAGUGUGAAAACCCGCAUUUUGACAGCAUUCAUCUGUAUCGUAGUAAUCCGUUACAGCAGGCAGCAUCUAGUGCCAAAAUCAGGGGAAGAAGAAGGGGAAGGAGGAGGGGAAAAAGAGCAGGAGCAGAAACCAGAGGAACAACAUGCAGUGGUUGUGGCAGAAGCAGAGGGAUCCCAGUACAAAGUCCAUGCAGACUACCUCACCAAAGCCCAGAUCCGUAAUCCUACCCUGCAAAAAACCCUAACCCCUCUUUAUAACGAGUUCCACUACUACACGUCUACUGCUGCACCGUCCGCUUCCCUCUACUAACCGAAGUAAAAUCUAGGUUUGAGGGGCUGUGAAGUGGGGAUUGAAUCAUGGCGACAACGGCAGCAACGGGAAUGGGAACAGCGAAGAGGAAGCCCGUGUUCGUGAAGGUCGAUCAGCUAAAGCCAGGGACUAGUGGCCACACAUUGACCGUCAAGGUCGUUGACUCCAAUCCUAUUAAGCCCGCCAUCCGCAAGGGCCGGUCCGUGGCGUCUCUGACUCAGCCUCUUCGCCCCUCUCGAAUUGCUGAGUGCCUCGUUGGCGACGAGACUGGCUCUAUCCUUUUCACCGCUCGCAAUGACCAAGUUGAUAUUAUGAAGUCUGGCGCAACAAUUAUCUUGCGAAAUGCUAAGAUUGACAUGUUCAAGGGGACAAUGAGGUUAACGGUUGAUAAAUGGGGGCGCAUUGAAGUGGCAGAGCCUGCUUCUUUCACUGUUAGAAAGGAAAACAAUCUUUCAUUAGUUGAAUAUGAAUUAGUCAAUGUUGCGGAUCAGUGAUUUGUAUUGCACUCCUGGACGUGAAAUAUUUUUUUAUCACCAGAGGGCUUGGUUUUGAAUGUUGAAACAUGAACUGUAAACGAAAUGCCAUUUAAUGAUUCGUAUACAGAUUGCAGCUAA